Myxocyprinus asiaticus (Chinese sucker) is the source of this 2625-nucleotide messenger RNA. RefSeq names its product zinc finger CCHC domain-containing protein 8-like. The record is from RefSeq and is a predicted model, not a curated record. Bases 21 to 2183 code for a protein of 720 amino acids. NCBI's taxonomy places the organism in Eukaryota, Metazoa, Chordata, Actinopteri, Cypriniformes, Catostomidae. Gene Ontology annotation, molecular function: zinc ion binding; RNA binding. The transcript has 14 exons. Gene Ontology annotation, cellular component: catalytic step 2 spliceosome.
GCGCGUUGUGGUCAUCAAACAUGGCUGCGGUAGAUUUCGGAGACACUGAACUGUUCGAGCAGUUUGAAGAGAAAGUGCCAGUCGCCAAACACAUUCGUAUGACACAAGAUGAUGAUGAAGAGGGUUCAGAUCAACUUCGGGAGGUCCGACAGUCAUUAGAAGAGUGCGAAGAAAGAAUACAACGUCUGAACGCAGAAAAUGAGGAACUGAAGAGAAAGUUAAAUAUAUUAAGUCAUCCUUCGAGUAUAAAAAUCGAAAAUUCCAAAACCGAUGGGCCACUGUGCCACGUUCUUUUUGGAAACAAUAGCAUUUCUAACCAAUAUCGACAAGAGAUUGAAGACUUCAUCUUCCAUCUUGUCCAGAAACACCUACAUGAGCGCAACAAUGAUCCAGACGGCUCUGCUCUUCAUGUCAACCCACAUUAUUCAAGUUUUGUCAUAGAGGAGAGCUACAAAAUCAAGACUUCCUCUACCUCCAAACAUAUCAAAGAUGCUUUCAGUAUGAUAGGGAGUGUUUUGUACUUCACCAACUUCUGUGUUGACAAACUUGGCCAACCGCUGUUGAAUGAAAACCCCCAACUGACUGAGGGAUGGGAAGUUCCCAAAUACCAGCAGGUCUUCGGCCAGGUCAUUGCCUUUGAAGACCAAGAGAUGCAGAUAAAGGAGAAAAGACCGAGACCAUGCUGUUUUAACUGUGGUUCUGUGGACCAUCAGCUGCGAGACUGUCCAGAGCCUAAAGAUAUGGCUCGCAUCAAUGAGAAGAGGAGGGAGUUUUCACAGAACAACAAUCAGAGCAACCAGCGCUACCAUGCAGAAGAGGUCGAGGUGCGAUUUGCAAAGUACAAGCCAGGAAAAGUGAGUCAAGAGCUCCUUGAUGCCCUUGGGGUCACAGCAAACACCCUUCCACUGUUCAUCUAUCGCAUGAGAGAGCUGGGUUACCCACCUGGCUGGUUAAAAGAAGCAGAGAUGGAAAACUCUGGUUUAAUGCUCUAUGAUGGAAAGAGAACAAAUGAUGGUGAGCCUUCUGAAGAUGAAGAAAACCUCAGCCAAAAGAUAUCUUAUGAUGUCUCCCAGCUGGUGGAUUUUCCUGGAUUCAAUGUCAAUGCACCACCCAAUAUAAGGGAUGACUUCAGGUCUUUUCAAUCCAUUCCCAUGCAGCCCCAGCACUGGAAACAAAAUUUUGCUGCUUUUUUGAGCAAUACUUUUCCAGAGCCUGGCUCUAACUGCAAUAAGAGACAUCAUGAGUCUGAAUCGACACCCGUGCAGACAAAGAAACCGAGAUCCAAUUCAGACCCACACCACUGUUCUAAUAUGGAGAGAGAGUCGGAUCAUGACACGCCUCAAAUUAGACCUGUUGGAUUCCAGUUCCAACCACCACUCCCUCCUGGUUCUUCACCCGUACACAUACCUCCACCCCUACCACUGGGAAUGCCUCCAACCACACCUACCCCACCUUCACUCCCUAAAGGCACUCCACCUGUAACUCUGCCCACAAAUUAUUCUCCAUCCAGUCGAGUGAGAGGUAUGGCAGGGGGGAAGGAAUCAGAAGAUGGGCUAUCCUUGGAAGAACUUGAGGAGCAGCAAAGGCUUCUUUGGUUAGCCCUCGAGAAGGCAGAUACUUCAACCAACAGUGAUUCUGAGGCUGGAGCUUCCGGGACCCCUGUCCCAAGUUCCCCCAGUAUUUGCACUCCUGUCAGGCCUGAUGCAGAAGAGGAAGAACAACAGGUUAAGUUGGAGAACCUGAGUCAUACAUUUGAAAUCAUGAGCACACCUGCUUCACCCAUUGAAGAGGCAGUCGCCAAUGUUUGUGAGGAUGAGACGAAGAGAAUUGAUAAAACAACUACUGUUGGAGAGGUCAAAUCGAUCGAUAUGCAAACAGAGAUGAGUGACAUUAUUGUCCUGGAUGAAAUUUAUGAUGAAAACGACGAUCAAGAUGGAUCGAAUGGCACUGAAGUCACUCCCCAAAUAAGCACGCAAGAGUCAAACGCAGUGGUUGAGGACACAGAGGAACUUGAGAUAAAUAAAGUAACUUUCGUCCCGCACCGUAGCAAAUUUGCUGCAGGAAUAAUUCCUUUUGAGGACACACCUGAGUUUACAGAUGUCGCUGAAGCAACAGGGGUUUACCUCAGAAUUCGAGAUCUGCUCAAAUGCUCCCCAAGAAAUCAGGCCAAAAACAAAAAAUAAUUGAAGACAUCUGUUUUACUGCCAUCUUGUGGGCCACAAAUGCUUUUUUUCUUUCCGUUACCCAGUCAAUUUAUAUGUUGUAUAACUUUGGUGAUCUGUAUCUAUCUUUUUAUUUUUUUUAUUUUUUUACAUGUUAUCAGUGGUGUAAUUUGCAUCAUUUUUAAAAUGACAGAAAGGUCUAAAACAAAGAUUGGCACAUUCAGUCUAUAUGUAGACAUUAAUUGGCUUUUUUACUUCAGAUUUACUAUGCUGUAGAUUAUUUUUUUAUUCUUCCUGAGUUAUUAGUGUCCUUUUUGCAACAUCUCAUAGCAUGCUCUGUUUUAUGCCUACCACAAUUCAUUUGUGUAAUUUAUUCUGAAUAUUUUGAUCUUAAAUAAUUUCUUAAAUAUUCUGAUAGUUUAUAUUGGUGCCCACUUCCCUGAAUUAAACUUUUUAACUAGAA